AUGGUCGAGGAGCAGUAUGGGAGGGAGAAACUGGUUGCGAGGUUUAAUCCAGAGUUGGAUAUAAACUUCGAAACCAGUGGUGUUCCCCCUCCCAUUCUUUCCGGUCGGGAGUCACUGUUUACAGCUACUCCGUCUGCUGAGGCCACGAGUCCCUCUGAGGCCGAGACGAGGGGAGGUGCUGAUGCUAGCGGAGGGGAGUCGACCGUGGACCCUGACACAGCUGCCGAGGAGGAGGCGGACGACCAUGCCGAUGCCUAA
Prunus armeniaca (apricot) is the source of this 258-nucleotide messenger RNA. Lineage: Eukaryota; Viridiplantae; Streptophyta; Magnoliopsida; Rosales; Rosaceae. The record is from the annotation of a GenBank genome assembly.